Molecule: messenger RNA, 4085 nt
Organism: Chlamydomonas reinhardtii
Lineage: Eukaryota; Viridiplantae; Chlorophyta; Chlorophyceae; Chlamydomonadales; Chlamydomonadaceae
Exons: 5
Coding region: 344-3307 (987 amino acids)
Biological process (GO): protein N-linked glycosylation
Cellular component (GO): mannan polymerase complex
Molecular function (GO): alpha-1,6-mannosyltransferase activity
Source: RefSeq, a predicted model, not a curated record
GGGUGCGGGUUGCUCUCACUCCACCGACAGCGCACCCAGUGCCGAUCGCACACGCGAACCCGCGAAGCUGGAAAUGCAAAGAAGCCCACGAGGAACGCAGGGGGACAUAGGCACAUAAUUUAGAGCAGUUCACGAUAUACGCUAUUGCUAUUACAUUCGUUGGAAUUCCAGUCUAAGGAAAAGGAAACAGUCUUGACCGACGCUGCAGUCGGCCCACUGCCGCCGAUACCGCUUACAAUGUGCACAUAACGAGCUAACAGCUUAUUGACCUUGCGGGGAUGGAGCUGGCACACAGCUUACGAGCCUGAUGGGGAGGGGGAGUCCGUGCUAAACGCCCAGCACAAUGGGAAGAAGCGACCAGUGCUUCAAGCGUGAGCGAGACGCCUCCUACGGCCAUGGGCUCGACGCGCUGGAUGAUUUGGACGCUACGCCAGCGUUCUACAAAACACCCCUCACGACCAUCCCGCACCGGCAGCUGCGCACAUAUGACUUCAUUGGCGUUGCCUGUCCCACACCGCGAACACCAACCACUCGGGCGUUAUGGCAGCUGCUUGGACUGGCAAUCGUCCUGUUGGUCUGCGUUCAGGCGCUCUCCUGCGGGCUUUUCUUCUGCGUGGCUCUGCCAGUCGGGAGAGCAUCAUACAUCGAUCUGCGGGAUGUAUUUACGGAGUUCCGCUUGUUCAACCAGCCCCAAGGAACAUCAUCGGCGGGCACGAAGCCCGUCGACCGCGCCCCGAUGCUGAUUCCAAGGAUUGUUCACCAAACCUACCGGAGCCGGCAAGUGCCAAGCUCGCUGCGAGCGGUGAUGGCAUCCUGGACGAGAGUGAACGGGCCGGGGUGGCAAACGCGUUUCUACGAUGAUGAAGCCUGCACAGACUUUGUACGGCGUGAGUUCCCAGAGUAUCUGGACGCCUACCAGUCGCUCCCGAAGGACGUUGAACGGUCUGACUUCUUCAGGUACAUGGUGGUGCUGCGGCUGGGCGGCGUGUAUGCCGACAUCGACGUAGAGCUGCGGCAGCCGCUAGACUCGAUCGUGACGCCCACGGACACGCUGGUGGUGGGCUGGGAGGCGGAGGUGGCCACGGACGCGGAGGCCUUCAAACGGCACUUUGUGCGCAAGCGCCAGGUGCUGCAGUGGUUCUUUGCCGCGGCGCCGGGGCAUCCCGUGCUCCGCGCCGCGUGCGACCACAUCGCGCGCUACGCUCGCCACACCUUCUCAAACAACACCAACCGCGACACGCUGGAGCGCACCGGCCCCGGCAUGUGGACGGACGUGGUGCUGCGGCACGCCGCCGCGCACCCGCCCACGCUGGCAGGCGACCCGUGGAAGGUGCGCAUCCUGCCGCGCGUCGCCUUUGGCGUGCACCCGGCCGGCAUCGACGGCCUGACGCCCGACGCCAAGGAGAUCGUGGUCCUGCACCACUUCCUGGGCAGCUGGAAGAAACGCGGCGGCUGGCACAAGCGCCGCAGCGUGCUUCAGAUCGUGGCGGGCGCAGUGACGGCGGCGCUGCGGCGGCGCGGCGAGGCGGCGCCGGCAGAGGAGCCCAUCGCGCCAUCAGUGCUGCCGCUGUUCCCGGUGUCGGUGGCGUUCAGCCCGCCCUUCACCAUCAUGACGCACCUUGUGGGGCAGGGCGACAUGCAGUCCGGCAGCGACGUGUCGGCGGUGCUGACCAGCUGGGGUACCUGGCAGGCGGCCAUGUCGCGGCCCAGCCGACGGCCGCUGGUGGUGGAGGCGCUGGUGGGCUCGCUGGGCCCGCCGGAGCAGGGCGCGGUGCUGGUGGACGUGUCGGCCGGGCAGGGCUUCUUCAGCCUGGCGGCGGCGGCGCGCGGGCACACGGUGGUGGCGUUCGAGUCCAGCGGCCGCAGCCUGGAGGCCUUCAGCGCCGCAGUGCUGUACAACGGCUUCCAGGACCGCGUGCGCCUCUACAAUGUCAGCCUGGGCGCGGCGCCCACGACGCUGUGCCUCCGGGCGCGCGAGGAGGGCGCCGCGGGCGCUGCUGGUGCCUCUGGCGCGGCGCAGGGAGCUGCAGGGGCACAAGUGCUGCAGGCUGCUGGCAGCAGCGGCGCCACCGGCGGCAUCACAGUGGCAGCGGUGGGCGCGGGCGAGGUAAAUGACGCCGCUGCGGCGGCGAACCGCCGCGGCUACGGCGAUCCUGCGGUUCACUCGCUGCCGCUGGCCCGCUGCUCUGCCAUGACGGUGCGGCAGACGCUGGCGCACAUGAUCAUGGGCGGCGACGAGGCGGCCGCCACUGGCGCUGUCAGCCCCGCCAACAUCGGCAGCUCGGACGCGGGCGGCGGCGCUAGCAGCGCCGCGGCCGCCGUGGCGGGCGUCACAGGCAUGUCCCUCAUCGCGCCGCUUGCCGGAGCCGGCGGCGCCAGCGCCACCAGCGGUGGCAGUUUGAACGCCAGCGCCAACACGGGCGCACCCAACGACGUGAACGCCCCCACGUCCUCCCUGUCGCGUCGCGUGGGCGCGCUGCGGCUGUCGGCGCACGGCUGGGAGGGCUGGAUCAUGGACGGCGCCGAGCCGUGGCUGCGCAUCCACCGGCCGGGAGUGGUGCUGCUGGAGUACGCGCCCUCCCUGGUGGAGCGCACCGGCUACCCCGGCGGCGGGCUGCGCCUGCUGCACCGGCUCUACGAGAUGGGCUACGUGCACGUGGCGCACGCCGGCUUCGUGUGCGACGAGCGCUGGUUCAACAUCAGCCGCGCGCUGCGCGCCGGCGGCACAGCGCUCGGCGACCUGGCCUCGGCGGCGGCGGCAUCGCACGGCGAUGCCCGAGGCGCCGUCGGCGGCGGGGCGGUGGGAGGUGGCGGUGCGGCGGCUGGCGCUGCCGGCGGCGGCGAGCUGUCCGCGCUGCCCAAGCAGCCCACCUGGUGCAAGUUGAAGCCGGACAUGUUCCAGCUGCUGACGGACCGGGCGCACCCCGAGGUGGCGGAGAACAUCCUGUUCAUCCACCACACGCACACCAGCGUGCGCGGCGAGGCUCUGCCGGCUCAGGCCAAGAAGCAAGAGCAGCCGUUGGGCCUGGCCGAUGCCGCCAUCGCCACCGGGAGCGGUAGCCAGGUGCUGGCGUCAUCGUCAUCUUCAACAGCGGCCGCAGCCACGACAGCGGUGGAGGACACCACCAAGUCGGUGGCCACGGGCUCGGCCUCUGCAGGCGCGUCCACAGCCGCAGGCGCGGGUGCGUCCACCACGGUUGCAGCAUCUGCUGCGGCAUCGGGGCUGGUUGCUGGCCAGCACUUGCGCGGCAACCAGGCGGGCCUGGGGCGGAGGGCUGGUGGUGACGGGCGGCGGCCGGUGCAUUAGCAUGCUACGGAAUGACAAGACACAUGAAAUAAAUAAUGUAUCGUGGGACCUGACAUUCACCCAAACUGAACCCGGGUGUGCUACACAUGCCUCUGUGUGUAGUAGGGCUUUUGCGUCGUGUAUGGUGUACACUGUUUGUUGAUGUACGUAUUGUUUGUGUAUACACCUAGCACCAUGCCUGGACGCACGGGCGCACACGGCUGUGGGGAUGAGAGCGUUCUAACGCUAAGAGACUGCGUGUAGGGCUACACCGCAACAUGGGCAACGACCCACGGUUGCGGUGUUGGUCAGUGGGUGAGUGAGGAAGUUUCAUUCUGGUGAGUGUAGCGUAGCUCGUUAGCUCGGUUGCAGCCGGGCAAUGCACGGAAAGAGUAAAGGCGAUAGGUAUGGCAGACACGACAUAUUAACUAUUUCCGAAGACCAAUGGGGUUGGGGAGGCAAGCGUGGGGGCGGAUCGGACAAGCCUUUUUCGUGGCCGUUGUCGUUGGGCGCGUUGGGCGCUGAGCUGGCUGUGGGGGUUGCGAGCUCAAGAUGCACGAGGUGUGGUGGUGGCUGGACUGACGGUGGACCAAGACAACACCCUGCAACCUGCUUGCAUUCGCUUUGUGUCAAAGCGUUGGUUGCGGGAGGAGACGCGGUCCACGCUAUGUGAGGCGAGGGACACAAGCAUGACUACUGUACUGUGGGGUGGUGAGCAGGAAAGGUACUACACAUAUUGUAGACAGAGACUGGGCUCGGAUGUCCCCUGCGACGCCUCUGGCUGUAAGAUCGAAUAUGC